Messenger RNA from Bemisia tabaci, 1202 nucleotides. RefSeq lists its product as uncharacterized. Gene Ontology annotation, cellular component: ribosome. The record is from RefSeq and is a predicted model, not a curated record. Gene Ontology annotation, molecular function: structural constituent of ribosome. Gene Ontology annotation, biological process: translation. Lineage: Eukaryota; Metazoa; Arthropoda; Insecta; Hemiptera; Aleyrodidae.
UGUUCACCGUUCACCCCUACCCCCUACCUUAACCUCAAAAUUCCAAUCUGUGUUCCACGCGACAAUUUUCGACGCUAUUCAGUGCAUGGUGAAUUAGUGGGUGUUUCUUUAUUUAUUUUAGGUCUAAUAAACAGCGCUACACACAUGCCUCCGAAGAAGCAAGAAGGCUCUGGGGCCAAAAAGCCUGCUGCAGGGUCAUCCUCGGAGAAAAAGCCCGCCGCAAAGGCUGAGAAGAAACCAGCUGCAUCUGGCUCUGCCAAAGCUGAGAAAAAACCAGCUGAAAAGAAACCAGCAGAGAAGAAGCCUGUAGAAAAGAAGUCUGCCGAGAAAAAGCCAGCUGAAAAGAAACCAGCAGACAAGAAGCCGGCAGAAAAGAAGCCAGCAGGGAAGAAAGUAGCUGAGAAGAAACCAGCCGCCAAGGGUGCUGAUAAAAAGAAGGCUACAACUGAUAAAAAACCCGCUGCUGCCAAAGGAGUUAAAUCUGUAACGAAAGAUGCGUCCAAGAAAGAUAAGUCUGAGAAAGCAAAGAAAGAAAAGAAGCCUCUGAAAGCCUCAACCGGAGCAGAGAAAGAUGCCAAGAAAGACAAGAAAGAUGGCAAGAAAGAAGGGGACAAGAAAAAGAAAUUCGAUAAGAAGCGUGCACCCAAGAAACAAGAUAAAUACAAGCGAGGUCACAAAUACCGGAAAGCAGGUACAACUGUUGCUGCUGUUGAGCAAGCCAAAAAAGCAGGGCAAAAGGUUGCAAAAGGAGUCCAUGGAACCCGUACUAGGAAAAUCAGGACAUCUGUUAGUUUCCACCGUCCUAAGACCUUUAAGCCACCAAGGAACCCGAAGUACCCCAGGAAAUCUGUCCCUCACCGAAACAGAAUGGAUCACUUCAACGUUAUUAGGUAUCCAUUGACAACUGAAGCGGCAAUGAAGAAAAUAGAAGACCAUAACACGCUAGUUUUUAUCGUUCACUUGAAGGCUAACAAGUACCACAUUAAAGCUGCCGUUAAAAAGUUAUAUGACAUUAAAAUCUCUAAAGUUAACACCAUGAUUAGACCUGAUGGUAAAAAGAAAGCGUACGUACACCUUGCUCCUGACUAUGAUGCUCUGGAUGUAGCGAACAAGAUUGGUAUUAUCUAAACAGUUUUGCACUGUUUUUUUACUGCGUAUGUUUUGUAUAUUUUAAUAAAUGGAACUGUUAUUUUCUACAAAAA